This is a messenger RNA of Otolemur garnettii (small-eared galago), 302 nucleotides long. Its product is annotated as choline O-acetyltransferase-like. The transcript has 2 exons. The record is from RefSeq and is a predicted model, not a curated record. Gene Ontology annotation, molecular function: choline O-acetyltransferase activity. Gene Ontology annotation, cellular component: neuron projection; cytoplasm. NCBI's taxonomy places the organism in Eukaryota, Metazoa, Chordata, Mammalia, Primates, Galagidae. The annotation marks the transcript as partial. Gene Ontology annotation, biological process: acetylcholine biosynthetic process; neuromuscular synaptic transmission.
AAGCUGCCGGUGCCCCCCCUGCAGCAGACCCUGGCCACUUACCUGCAGUGCAUGCAGCACCUGGUCCCUGAGGAGCAGUUUCAGAAGACUCAAGCCAUUGUGCAGAGGUUUGGGUCCCCUGGAAGCCUCGGUGAGACCCUGCAAAAAAAACUCUUGGAGCGGCAGGAGAAGACAGCCAACUGGGUGUCUGAGUACUGGCUGAAUGACAUGUAUCUCACCAACCGCCUGGCCCUGCCUGUCAAUUCCAGCCCAGCUGUGAUCUUUGCUCGGCAGCACUUCCAAGAUACCAACGACCAGCUAAG